Sparassis crispa is the source of this 414-nucleotide messenger RNA. RefSeq lists its product as hypothetical. The record is from RefSeq and is a predicted model, not a curated record. The coding region runs from base 1 to 414 and encodes 137 amino acids. The transcript has a single exon. NCBI's taxonomy places the organism in Eukaryota, Fungi, Basidiomycota, Agaricomycetes, Polyporales, Sparassidaceae.
AUGUCCUCCGAACGCUCUAUAUCUGUGACCUCCUUGCACACCAUCCCAGAGUCCAGGCUGGAGCUCGAACUAGCAGAGGACGAACUCUCAUUCCCCACUUUCGAGAUAUCUCCGACCUCAAUGGCCUCGCCACGGUAUAGCUGGCUGCCUAAUAUCGUUCAGAGGAACUUGCCUUGGCGAGCGCCGGCUGGGAGCGUCAUGUCCAUGCCUGUGCCUGUGCUCGAAACUCCCGAGUCGUCUGUGCAGGUGCGCAGCUUGGCUGCCCUUCAUUCGACUCCCGAGAUGCUAGAAGCCGAGGACGAACCGCCGAUGUCGUCCGGUAUGAUUGGGUUCAGUGGGUACACGUAUCUGAGCAGCUCGACGGCGGACUACUACUCAUUGUCGCGACCCCUUCCGGUGCCACCGACGUGCUGA